CGUUCUGACCAGGGACACAAUAGAAGGUCCCAGUUAGAAUGGGAGAAAAAUGUAGAACAAAGCUCAAAUUCAUAAAAAAAGACCAGACUUAAUGGACUGAUAGAGACUAGAGGAACUCUGAAGACUAUCGCACGAAGAUACCCUUUUAAUCAGGAACUGAAGCCACUCCCAGAGGUCACCUUUCAGCCAAAUUAUAGGUUGGCCUAUAAAAUAAACAAUAACACCCAUGAGGAAUGUGCAUCUUUAAACAAUCAACUAUACGAGACCAAAUGGUCAGCGUUUACCUAAAGGCAAGGAGGGACAGAGAAGCUGGAUGGAUGUGGCAGGUGGGGUGGAAAUGCGUUGAGGGCGAGGCACCCAGCAGCGAGACCGGCACGUCGCUGGACAGCCCCUCAGCCUACCACCAGGGCCCCUUGGUGCCUGGCGCCAGCCUGAGCCCUGACCACUACGAGCACACGUCACUGGGGGCCUAUGGGCUGUACUCGGGGCCACCGGGGCAGCAGCAGCGCACACGGAGGCCCAAGCUGCAGCACUCGACCUCCAUCCUGCGCAAGCAGGCCGAGGAAGAGGCCAUCAAGCGUUCACGGUCACUCUCUGAGAGCUAUGAGCUCUCCUCGGACCUGCAGGACAAGCAGGUGGAGAUGCUAGAACGUAAGUAUGGGGGGCGCCUCGUGACCCGCCAUGCGGCCCGCACCAUCCAGACCGCAUUCCGCCAGUACCAGAUGAACAAGAACUUCGAGCGCCUGCGCAGCUCCAUGUCAGAGAACCGCAUGUCGCGCCGCAUUGUGCUGUCCAACAUGAGGAUGCAGUUCUCCUUUGAGGGGCCUGAGAAAGUGCACAGCUCCUACUUCGAGGGAAAGCAGGUCUCGGUGACCAAUGACGGCUCCCAGUUGGGUGUCCUAGUUCCGUCUGAGUGUGGUGACCUUGGUAAGCCAGCUGCCAUCAAGUCCCCAGCCACCUCCAGUGACUUUGCGGAUGCCAUCACAGAGCUGGAGGACGCCUUCUCCCGGCAGGUGAAGUCGCUGGCAGAGUCCAUCGACGACGCCCUCAACUGCCGCAGCCUACAUGCUGAGGAGGCACCGGCUUCAGAUGCAGCACGGGCCCGGGACACCGAGCCGAAGCCAACCCUGCACGGCAUGGACCACCACAAGCUGGACGAGAUGACUGCCUCAUACAGUGACGUCACCCUGUACAUUGACGAGGAGGAGCUCUCGCCACCUCUGCCCCUCUCACAGGUAGGGGAGCGGCCAUCCAGCACCGAGUCGGACCUGCGGCUUCGGGCCGGGGGCUCAUCCCAGGACUACUGGGCCCUGGGUCAUAAGGACGACAAGGGGGACACAGACACAAGCUGCCGGAGCACCCCUUCUCUGGAGCGGCCGGAGCAGCGGCUGCGGGGGGAGCACCUGCCGCUGUUGACCAUCGAGCCGCCUAGCGAUAGUUCCGUGGACCUCAGCGACCGCUCGGACCGCGGCUCACUCAAGAGGCAGAGGGCCUAUGAGCGCAGCCUCGGCGGACAGGAGGGCAGCCCCAAGCACGGCCCCCACGGUGGCCCCCCCAAGGGCCUCCCCCGGGAGGAGCCCGAGUUGCGACCCCGGCCCCCCAGGCCCCUUGACAGCCAUCUGGCCAUCAAUGGCUCAGCCAACAGGCAGAGCAAGUCUGAGUCGGACUACUCGGAUGGGGACAACGACAGCAUCAACAGCACAUCCAAUUCCAACGACACCAUCAACUGCAGCUCCGAGUCAUCGUCCCGCGACAGCCUGCGGGAGCAGACGCUCAGCAAGCAGACCUACCACAAAGAGACCCGCAACAGCUGGGACUCGCCGGCCUUCAGCAAUGACGUCAUCCGCAAGAGACACUACCGCAUUGGCCUGAACCUCUUCAACAAGAAGCCCGAGAAGGGAGUCCAGUACCUCAUCGAACGUGGCUUUGUGCCAGACACGCCGGUGGGGGUGGCCCACUUUCUGCUGCAGCGCAAAGGCCUCAGCCGGCAGAUGAUUGGCGAAUUCCUGGGCAACCGACAGAAGCAGUUCAACCGCGAUGUGCUUGACUGCGUGGUGGACGAGAUGGACUUUUCAGCCAUGGAGCUGGAUGAAGCCCUCAGGAAAUUCCAGGCUCACAUCCGCGUCCAGGGGGAGGCGCAGAAAGUGGAGCGGCUCAUCGAGGCCUUCAGCCAGCGGUACUGCAUCUGCAACCCCGGGGUAGUGCGGCAGUUCCGGAACCCAGACACCAUAUUCAUCCUGGCCUUCGCCAUCAUCCUGCUCAACACGGACAUGUACAGCCCCAACGUCAAGCCCGAGCGUAAGAUGAAGCUGGAGGACUUUGUCAAGAACCUCCGAGGUGUGGAUGAUGGUGAGGACAUUCCCCGGGAGAUGCUCAUUGGGAUCUACGAGCGGAUCCGCAAGCGGGAGCUGAAGACCAACGAGGACCAUGUGUCUCAGGUGCAGAAGGUGGAGAAGCUCAUUGUGGGGAAGAAGCCGAUUGGAUCCCUGCACCACGGGCUUGGCUGCGUGCUCUCUCUGCCCCAUCGUAGGCUGGUCUGCUACUGCCGGCUCUUCGAGGUUCCAGACCCAAAUAAACCCCAGAAACUCGGACUGCACCAGAGAGAAAUCUUCCUGUUUAACGAUCUCCUCGUGGUCACCAAGAUCUUCCAGAAGAAGAAGAACUCAGUGACAUACAGCUUCCGACAGUCCUUCUCCCUGUACGGCAUGCAGGUCCUGCUUUUUGAGAACCAGUACUACCCCAAUGGCAUCCGGCUUACGUCUGCUGUCCCUGGUGCAGACAUCAAAGUGUUAAUAAACUUCAACGCGCCCAAUCCUCAAGACCGGAAGAAAUUCACUGAUGACCUGCGGGAAUCCAUUGCAGAAGUGCAGGAGAUGGAGAAGCACAGAAUAGAGACGGAGCUCGAGAAGCAGAAGGGCGUCGUGCGGCCCAGCAUAUCCCAGUGCUCCAGCCUCAAAAAGGAGUCAGGCAACGGGACACUGAGCCGGGCCUGCCUGGAUGACAGCUAUGCCAGCAGCGAGGGCCUCAAGCGCAGUGCCCUCAGCAGCUCCCUAAGGGACCUCUCAGAAGCGGUUUCAGCCUUUCGAACCACUGCAGCCACCAGUGCUUUGCUCCUAAGCCGCAGGACCCGAGGACUGCCCAGUGGCCCCUGCCCAGGCGGAGAACCCUUUCAGAAAGGGCGAAGCUAAAACAUGACUCUGCGGGCCGCGGGCACGUGGCCCUGCUUUCACUAUACAACGCGGAGCGCGGUAGCUGGACUGCAGGAAGGGAGGGGAAGUCCACCUCUGGCUUUGGGUCACUCUGGCUGGGUGGUCGGGGGGUUUGCCAAUGUCCCUGCCCUCCCACCUCCUUUGUCAUAUCAUUGAGAUCACCAUACCAGCAAAUCUGCGAACUGAGCACUUUGUUAAUCUUCAUGGAGAGCAAAUACAGCAAUCUAGAGUUUAGCCUUUUUUUUAAAAAAAGUGGCUUUAACCUGCCUACCUUUGUCUUCCCAUCGGUGUAGUAUUUCUUUCUUUGGCAUCUGCUCUGAAAGAGAGAAAUAAGAAGAAUGUGUAUUUCUCAUUUGGUCCAGGCCUGGCUGGUGGGAGGCAACACGGUUUCAUCAACUCCUAAAUUCUUUGGUUUUCCUCAAAAGUCAGGCUCCUUGAGGCACUCUCUGUCUUGCAGUUUACAAGAUGUUGUUUCUGACCAAGAAGAGUUGGAUUGUACUGCAUGUCAUCAGCAUCAGUUGUGUGAGGCUACACUCUAUGUAUUGUAUAUUUGCAAAUAUAUCAGUGUUACUGUUGACAAAUAGUUGAAGUAAAGUGAUAACAUAUUAAAUAUGUCAGCUUUUCUUCACCGUCUGUACCAAUGGUAAAGUCUAACUGUAAACUUUAGUUGUUCCAGAAAAGAUAUGGACUGUUUGGUACAAAAUUGAUCUUUCCGAAGGGGCAUCACUAAUGGAAGACAAACAGUAAACCCAGUGGAGGGGUCUCUCUCCAUUGCUGUCCGGCGUGCUGCAGGGCCCAUUAGGAAUGCUCACCCUCCAAAGCUAUCGGCAAUGUGUCCUGAAGCUUUGUUGGGGGUGUAGGAGGGCUGAUCUAGUGAAAAGGGCUAAACCAAUUAAGUUUCUUCCCAUGUUUCCAACUUUAUACUGUGGAUUGGGUCCAGGUCAAUGAGAUUUCAUCAUUAUUUAAUUUUAUUUCCAAGCUUAUUGUGAGAAGUGUUUCUGGAAGGUACAUUGUUUGAUUAAGGAGGGUGGAAUCAUGCUGCCCAAAUCUUCUUUGGAAAGCAAAAGCUUCUAACAAACUGGCAUCCCCCAUAUUGCUUUCAUGGUGUUGUACCCUGCAGAUCCCAAACAGUAACUUCCCCUAUCGCUCACUCCCCUGGAUAGGAAGAUGAAGGAGGCUGAGGGCCAUGGGGAUGUUUGAGUCAUCCUUUCUUACUGUCGGGAAAUGUUUGGAACAUUUUUCUCAAGUUGCACAAAUUAUUUCAGUUAGAUAAUGGUUUCUGACAGGAGCAGGAGAUCCUUAGAGGAAGUAGCUGGUAACAUCAUGAUCUUUUCUGGGACAACAAUUAAAUCAUGUAUUUGUAUUUUUUUAAGCUUAUGAAUGAAUUGUACAACAAUGUAAAAAUAAAGUUCAUCCUAAUAUGAUGUGUACAUGUUGCUUAAAAAUGUCUUCAGCCAUCCAGUGUAGAGUGAUUUUUCCCAUCACACACUGCAUGCAGCAGAAGCCUCUUGUUUUUCUUUAAAAUGAGCUGAAAAGACAGUCAGCAGAUAUUUAACAAUGACUCUAGGUGUCCAUUCAGCAUUCCCUGUAAGCUGUGUCUCUACAGGUAAGCAUGCAUCAUACAGUUUUCGUUGUAAAAUAUCAUCACCCUUCCUACCUGAAAAAUGAGUAAUUUUAUAAGUAUUUUAAAUAAUAACAACAAUAAUCAAGGAAACAGAGUGCAAAAUUAGAGUGACUUAGGGGUGGUGAACACGAGACAAGCAGGAGGAAUGGACACCUUUCUCAGCUUGUACAUAGCAUGCAAACUAGUGUAACUGCUCUGUCUGCAGUCACAUUGAGGCAGCUUACUAUAUCUGUCUCCUCUCAGGAACAGUCAUUCACCUUCAAGUUGUUUUAAACUAUUAGAAUCAGGUCUUGAAUGCAGACUGUUCAAAGACUUCAAAAGACACCUUGCUCACAAGAAGCCCGGCACCCACUAUGUAACUUUGGGGAGGAAAGGAGUGCUUUUGUUUUAAUAUGCAUUCUGUUUGUGAGUAGUAACAGAUUCUAUUGAUGUAAAAGCAUAGCUGUGAUCAUGUGGAGAAAUCAAAUAAAUCCUUUAAAACUC
Molecule: messenger RNA, 5316 nt
Organism: Trichechus manatus latirostris (Florida manatee)
Lineage: Eukaryota; Metazoa; Chordata; Mammalia; Sirenia; Trichechidae
Gene: IQSEC1
Product: IQ motif and Sec7 domain ArfGEF 1
Exons: 13
Coding region: 234-3188 (984 amino acids)
Biological process (GO): actin cytoskeleton organization; regulation of ARF protein signal transduction
Molecular function (GO): guanyl-nucleotide exchange factor activity; protein binding
Source: RefSeq, a predicted model, not a curated record